Molecule: messenger RNA, 936 nt
Organism: Penicillium bovifimosum
Lineage: Eukaryota; Fungi; Ascomycota; Eurotiomycetes; Eurotiales; Aspergillaceae
Exons: 4
Coding region: 1-936 (311 amino acids)
Source: RefSeq, a predicted model, not a curated record
AUGCAAGACAAUUCCCCGGCACGUACUAGGCCAAAUCGCAGAGUACAUGUUCCCCCCCCACGAAUCCCACGCCCCAUCUCAAGAACACAGGCCAAGCACGUUCUUGUGAGACUCACAUUACAUGGCCACAGCCAUGAGUUUGAAGAGUUCAAGAAGGCAAUUGAGGAUCUUCCCGAUAAGAUGAAAGUGGAGGUGACAGACGCUUACGAAACGGACAAAUCCAUCUUCAUCCUUCUGAAUAUGACAUGGGAGACAUGGGCAAUGUGGACUAUGGCGGUGGAUCUCGAGGUUGUAGGAAUCACCCGUGGCCCAUCCUUCGUUCGUCAGGCACCACCACCACCACCACUAAAAGAGCUUCCGGUUGGAGCAUUUGGCACUGAAAAUCGACGUCCCGACGGGAGAGCACAACCUGAUAUGAGCAGCGCCGAGCCACUCCCUGUGGUAGAUCCUGCACUUCAGACUACCAUUACGACAACACUGCCAAGUCUUAUUUCAACUCCUCACCAGCCUGAUACUCUAUCAGUGUCACAAUCAGAUAAUAUUAGCACACUUCGGGCUAUGCCCCCAAAUCAAAAUGAACAAGCCCUCGGCGUCACUGAGGCACCAGCUCCAACCCGACGUCUCCCAUUUGUGGCACAUCCCGAAGCUGCGGCGUACGAACAGACAGAAGUACCGGCGCAAGAGGAAUUCAAGCUCUACUGGGAUAGUGUUGACAGGGGCAAUCACCAGGAGGCGAAAGGUUUCUGGACCGAGGUUACUGACUUUUGGGAUGAGGUGACCUCUUUCCCUGAACUUCAAGGUGCCACCCCCGAACUGUUCAAGAGCAAGCCCCGGCCAAUUUCUCGAAAACGCCAGAAGACCCGGGCACCACGUCCUCAGCACAAAAUCUGGUUUGAGGGCCCUCCCGUUGUUCCCCCGACGAGUGAGAACCCCUAA